AUGGUGGCGCUCUGUGCAAAGUCGCUGAUCCAGACGAUCAGCGCGGUGGAUAAGGACGAGCCGCCCAGUGGACACCGCUUCUACUUCUCCCUGGCCUCGCCUGUGGCGGGGAACUUAAACUUCACCCUCCGCGACAACAAAGACAACACGGCGUCCAUCCUGACGAAGCGCGGCGGGUUCCGGCGGCGGGAGCAGCCCGUGUACCGCCUGCCGGUGCUCAUCGUGGACAGCGGCAGCCCGGCGCUGAGCAGCACCAACACGCUGGCGCUGCGCGUGUGCGACUGCGACGCCGACGGCGUGGCCAUGUCCUGCGGCGCCGUGGCCUACACCGCCACGGGGCUCAGCACCGGAGCGCUGCUCGCCAUCCUGGGCUGCAUCCUCACGCUGCUCAUCAUGGUGCUGCUGAUCGUGACGAUGCGCGGCCGCAGGAAGACGCCCCUGAUCCUGGAGGAGGAGCGGGACAUCAGGGAGAACAUUGUGCGCUACGACGACGAGGGGGGCGGCGAGGAGGACACGGAGGCCUUCGACAUGGUGGCCCUGCGCAACCUCAACGCCAUGCACGCCGACCUGGGCGCCGCCCUGCGCGGCGGCGGCGGCGGCGACCCCAAGGCCCGCCGCGACGUCACCCCGGACACGCCCACCUUCUUCCGCUACCCACCGCCGCAGCAGCAGGCGUCCUCCGGCGGCUCGUCCCGUCGGCCCGCCGCCUUCAAGUCGCUGCCGGACCACGUGGUGUUCCGCGAGUUCAUCUGGGACCGGCUGAAGGUGGCGGACGUGGACCCGUCGGCGCCGCCGUACGACUCGCUGCAGACCUACGCCUUCGAGGGGAGCGGCUCGGUGGCCGAGUCGCUGAGCUCGCUGGAGUCGCUGAGCUCGGACUCGGAGCACAGCUACGACUACCUCAGCAACUGGGGCCCGCGCUUCAAGAAGCUGGCCGACCUGUAUGGCAACGGAGAUGCCGCCGCCGCCGCCACCAGCAGCGUCAGCGUCUUCUCAUAG
This is a messenger RNA of Gadus chalcogrammus (walleye pollock), 999 nucleotides long. RefSeq names its product cadherin-7-like. The coding region runs from base 1 to 999 and encodes 332 amino acids. The record is from RefSeq and is a predicted model, not a curated record. Gene Ontology annotation, biological process: cell-cell junction assembly; multicellular organism development; calcium-dependent cell-cell adhesion. Gene Ontology annotation, cellular component: adherens junction; catenin complex; membrane. The transcript has 4 exons. Gene Ontology annotation, molecular function: calcium ion binding; cadherin binding. NCBI's taxonomy places the organism in Eukaryota, Metazoa, Chordata, Actinopteri, Gadiformes, Gadidae.